AUGGAAAGAGGGAGGGAAACAACGAAGAGAUUCUCCGGCGACGAGCAUUCUCCACUCGUUCUACCGUCGUCGCUUUGCCGUGUUCCUCUUAUCUCAGUCCCUCCUCCGUUUUCCGUCGAGUUAAGUCAGCUAAUUGUGGGUCGCAGUUUAACCCCCUUUGUAGCUCCACCGUCGCCGGAUUCCUCUUGUGCCCAUCCCUCCUCCUUUUUUCUCUUUUUUUCCGUCGCCGCCACCAGUGUUGUAGAAUUUGUCACCAUGAAAAGGAAAGAGCGUUGGUGGAUGUACGAUAGAUACGAUGGCGGUAAUGCCCGUAGAAUUAGGCAAGAGUUUGUGGAAGGUGUUGAACAAUUCAUACGGUUUUGUGAAGCUCAUCCUGAGAGCCCGGGCAUAGAUGAAGUAAGAUGCCCUUGUCUGUUAUGUAAGAAUAGAUGUCUUCAUGAUGCCAACAUAGUAAAACUCCAUUUGUACAAAAAGGGGUUUAUACCUGAUUACUAUGAGUGGGUUUCUCAUGGUGAAGGGUUCCCUACAUUAAGUGUAGAGCAACCAAAUACUUACCAUGAAAUGGUUCUCGAUGCUCUUUGGAGUAACCAUGAACCACCAGGUGACGAUACUACUAGUGGUUCAGAUGAAGAGCCAAAUGCUCAAGCAAAAGCAUUUCAAGAGCUUUUAAAGGCUGCCGAGCAACCACUGUACGAAGGUAGCUCCAUGUCUGUGCUAGAAAUGGCAUCACGAAUUGUAUCUUUGAAGUCGGAAUACAAUUUGCCCCAUAGGUGCGUUGAUGGGUUUUCUUCAUUACUGAACAAAGCGAUUCCCGACAAUAACAAGAUGGGGAAAACAUUCUAUGAUACAAAGAAGAUUCUUAAUGGACUUGAGCUUCCGCACAAGAAGAUCCAUGCAGGCCCAAAGGGUUGUAUGUUAUUUUGGAAAGUUGAUGCUGAGUUAGAUAAGUGUAGAGUGUGCAAAAGGGAUAGAUACAAGAGGACUUCAAAGAGGUCAUUGGUUCCAAUAAAAGAACUCAUCUAUUUUCCAAUCACUCCAAGGCUACAACAGUUGUUUGCAACAAAAAACUUUGUGGAGGAAAUGAUCUGGCAUUCCAAAAAUCCAAGAGUCCAAGGCACAAUGGCGCAUCCUAGUGAUAGUGAAGCUUGGAAGCACUUGGAUAGAUCCUUCCCCGAUUUCACAUCCGAACCUAGAAAUGUGAGACUUGGUAUGUGUACUGAUGGGUUUGCUCCUAAUGGCAAGUUUGGGGGUCAGUAUUCAUGUUGGCCAGUUAUUCUGACCCCUUAUAACUUUCCUCCAUCGAUGUGCAUGAAAAAACCAUUUAUGUUCCUUUCUUUGCUCGUUCCUGGUCCUAAAAAUCCAAAGGGGAACUUGGAUGUAUAUAUGCAACCGUUAAUUGAAGAAUUGAAACAACUUUGGGCAACAGCUGGUAAAAAAGCAUUUCCAUAUUGCUUGGACAAAUCAAAAGCUUUUUGGCUUGAACAUGGUGGUAAAAUGUCUUGGUUUGAUUGUCACCGCCAAUUUCUUCCUCCCGAACAUCCUUUUCGAAACAACAAAAUUGCUUUUUGUAAGAAUAAGGUUGAAAAGGGGACACCACCUCACAUAAUAUCCGGUGACGGGCUGUUGCAACAAGUUCAACACUUUGCUAAGGCAACAUAUGGACCAGAAGCACUCGCAAGCUUGAAAAAGAUGGAGACAAUGUUGCAGAACUUGUUCUCUAACUGUUAA
Molecule: messenger RNA, 1728 nt
Organism: Chenopodium quinoa (quinoa)
Lineage: Eukaryota; Viridiplantae; Streptophyta; Magnoliopsida; Caryophyllales; Amaranthaceae
Exons: 4
Coding region: 1-1728 (575 amino acids)
Source: RefSeq, a predicted model, not a curated record